AUGAUUUGCAAUGCCAAGUUGAGCAAUUCUAGUCUAGCACCGGCAAAACUAAGAGAACACUUCCUUAAGCUGCAUGGAGAUGGAAAAUACAAGAACACAACGCUCGCUGAAUUCAAGGUGAGGAGAGCCAGAUUCGAUGAAAAGGCUAGUCUGCCUGUUCUCGGCUUUGUACCCAUCAACAAACCGAUCCUCAUAGCAUCGUACGAAGUUGCUUACCUGAUUGCAAAGCAGGGCAAACCCCACACCAUUGGUGAAACACUCAUAAAACCAGCUGUGUUGAAGAUGGCGAAUAUCAUGCUGGGAAAAGCGGCUGAAGUUAAGUUAUCCCAAAUUCCUCUUUCAAAUGACACCAUCAGCGACAGAAUAGAGGACAUGAGCAAAGACAUCUUGGCUCAAAUAGUUGCAGAUCUGAUUUCAAGCCCGGCAAAAUUCAGCCUUCAACUCGACGAGACCACAGACGUCUCCAAUCUAAGCCAGCUUGCAGUAUUCGUGCGCUAUGUGAAAGACGACGUGAUAAAGGAAGAGUUUUUAUUUUGUAAGCCUCUUACAACUACAACAAAGGCAGCCGAUGUGAAGAAACUUGUGGAUGACUUCUUCAAAGACAACAAUCUUUCGUGGGAUAUGGUUUCUGCAGUUUGUUCGGAUGGAGCUCCAGCCAUGCUGGGAAGAAAGUCUGGUUUUGGUGCGCUAGUGAAAGCCGAUGCACCACACAUCAUUGUUACGCAUUGUAUUCUGCAUAGGCAUGCAUUGGCAACAAAAACCUUGCCUCCACAACUGGCAGAAGUAUUAAAAAUUGUAGUGGAAUGUGUGAACUAUGUGCGAAAUAGUGCUCUGAGGCACCGCAUCUUCAGGGAGCUGUGUAAAGAAAUGGGAUCUGAAUUUGAGGUACUUCUGUACCAUUCCAACGUUCGGUGGUUAUCCCGGGGACAGGUGUUGAAUCGUGUUUUUGCCGUGCGUGUGGAAUUAGCCCUGUUUUUGCAAGAGCACCAACAUUGUCAUGCAGAUUGCUUCAAAGAUUCUGAGUUCAUUCUGAUUUUAGCGUACAUGACUGAUAUCUUUGCAGCUCUAAAUCAUCUCAAUCAACAGAUGCAGGGCGGUGGAGUCAACAUCAUCGAAGCGGAAGAAAACCUGAAGGCUUUUCAAAAAAAGCUACCGUUAUGGAAACGACGAAUAGAGAACGAUAACUUCGCAAACUUUCCCCUGCUAGACGACUGUGUAAGUAAGAUCGAAGAUGUAUCUGGAAUCGGAGACAUUUCUGUACCCACGGAACUGAAGCAAGCAAUUGCCACGCACUUAGAUGAGCUUGCAACGUCUCUUGAUGGAUACUUCCCUACAAGAGAGUCAUAUCCAGCAUAG
Bufo gargarizans (Asiatic toad) is the source of this 1356-nucleotide messenger RNA. Its product is annotated as protein ZBED8-like. The transcript has a single exon. The record is from RefSeq and is a predicted model, not a curated record. Lineage: Eukaryota; Metazoa; Chordata; Amphibia; Anura; Bufonidae. Bases 1 to 1356 code for a protein of 451 amino acids.